AUGUUAAAUAAAUUGAAAGGUGUCAUCAGUAACAACACCUCUGUGGGAUCCGUUGAAAAUCAAAUCAACUCGACAGCAAAAUCAGCCAAAGAACAAGUCAAGAAAAAGUUAAAACAAGAGAGACGCAACAAAAAAAAACUACAGAAAGAACGGAAACAAGCAUCAACCUCAUCAUCGCUCCAUGAUGAUUCAACCAGUAUCAAUUCAAACACAAAUAUAUCGAAUAAUAUUUGGUCUGAUGAGAGCAGUGUAGUGAGUUAUGGUGGUUCAGGUACACUUCCACCAAAUAUUACACCCGAUCUCGUUGAUGAGAAAUAUAUGCAAAUGUUGGUUGAGAUUGGUGUUUCCGAUGAAGUAAGAGAAUAUGAAUCAACAACUAAAAGUACACUUGCCAAAUGGAAUGAAUGCCAAAGAUAUGAACAAUCAAAACAUGAGAAUGACGAACAAGAAAAUAAUGAACAAAGCGUUGAAGAAUUAGUCUCGGGUUGGGAGCAACGAGGCUAUGAUUUACAAACCUUAGAAACCAUUCACGUCCUAAUUCGUACUGCUCCUACCAAUUGGGUUCACCAUUUCAGUAUUCAUAAGGGUAUCCGAGCAAUUGGUGAAUGUUUGGCUCUUACAAACGUACUUGGAAAGAAGCGUGAUCAAGAAGAAUUACAAAAACAAGCACUUUGUGUGAGUUCUUUGAGGGCUUUGGUUAAUACUACAAUUGGUGCUGAUGAAUUCUUGUCGGAAACAGAGGCAGUCAAAAACUUGGCUCUCAUUCUUGACACUUAUAAUGUGAACACUGCAAGUCAGUGUUUGAGAAUUUUGGCAAUUCUGUGUGGAUGGUCAUUACAGGGAUUUUCGCUAGUAAUGAGUGCUUUUAACCACUACAAGUUGGUAAAAAGAGAAAAAAAGAGAUUUUUCGAUAUUGUUCAAAGAGUGCAGGAAACAAGAGAUUUAGAAUACAAGCUUUCUGUAAUGAUUUUGAUGAACGCGUUAUUAACCAAUGCUCCUGAUGAAGGAAGCAAAUCUCUCAUCAAGAAAGAAAUGAGAAAUCUUGGUAUGGUUGAAUUGGUUGAUGAACUCAAGAAUGAAUUAGCCAACUCUCUGUAUGGAGGAAACGAAAAUGAAGAAACAUUGAUUGAGCUCGGAAAACAAAUUGAGAAAUUCGAAGACAAGAUGAGCGAUCUUGGAGACGAACAUGCUGUUCUUAAAGAUCUUAGUGAUCCUACUGAAAUUGUAAAAUUACUAAACAUGAUGUUAAACGAAGCAUCCAUGACAAGCAUGCUUAACGUACUACAGAGAUUGCUGAACAUUGUUUUGAAAAUGAAGGAAGGAGCUUUGGACAGAGAAACUGUAAUGGAAGCAUGGAAAAAUAUGUUGACAUUGGUCAAGAGAAGUUUGAAACAAUCAAGAGAAACAGGAGAUGUUGAAUAUUGGACAAAUCUUGAAAUCAAAUUAGAAGAACAAGUUAGAUUGAAUCAAAGUCAAAUUAUUGAUCUCGAAGACACACAAUACAAAUUUAAGCAAGAACAAAACGAAAGACUGCAAGUAAAAGAAUAUGAAGCAAUUCAAAAAGAAAAGCAAAUGAAAGAUCUUUAUGAUCGCCUUGAGAAUGAAAAGAAGAUUAUCCAACAAGAAUACGAGUUGAAUCAGAGAAAGAUUGAAGAGAUUAAACAAGAAAUUGAAGCAUUACUAAAAGAAAUGCAAGAAGCAGAAGAGUCUAAAUCUAAACUAGUUUCAGAGCAAGAAACUUGGAAGAAAAAGUUAGAAUCUGACAAAGAUUCCCAGGAUGACAAUAUCAAAAAUCAACUUAAGGAAAUUACAGAUGAAACGGAUAAGGUUGAAAAAACAGGUAAAGAAAAGUUACAAAAGCUCAAGACCGAACAACAAAAGCUUGAAGCCAGUGAAAAAUCUUUACAAGAGACCAUUGCUUCAAUUCAGAAGGAAAUCGAUGCAAUCAAGAAGAAUCCAAUUAAGGUUCCUCCAUCCACUCCUCCUCCACCUUCUUCGACUGAUAACGUGCCACCUCCACCAGGCAGCACAGGAUUUGUACCACCUCCACCAGGCAGCAAUGAUGUAAGUGGAGGCAAUAUCCCUCCUCCUCCUGGCAGUACAGGCUUUGUACCUCCUCCUCCUGGCAUGGGUGGCAAUGUUCCUCCUCCACCAGGCAUGGAUGGUAAUGUACCUCCUCCUCCUGGCAGCAUGGACGGCAAUGUUCCUCCUCCACCAGGCAGUACAGGUUUUGUACCACCUCCUCCUGGCAUGGGCGGUAUUCCUCCACCACCAGGCAUGGAUGGUAACGUUCCUCCACCACCAGGCAUGGGUGGUAUUCCCCCUCCUCCUGGUAUGGGUGGUGGUGUUCCUCCUCCUCCUGGAAUGGGUGGUGUUCCCCCUCCUCCUGGAAUGGGUGGCGUUCCUCCUCCUCCAGGUAUGGGUGGUGUUCCUCCUCCUCCAGGUGGCGUUCCCAGACCACCAGGUAUGGUUGGCGUGCCAAUGCCUCCAGGCGUUCGUGGUGGAAUGGGUAGUGCUUCUGCUCUUCCAACACUUCCAGAUAAAGCUCCAAAAGAGGCCACAAGAAAUGUACACUUUGACCAAAUCAACAAGACUACCCUUAAUAAUACUGUAUUUAUGACGAAAGGGAUUGCUUCAAAAACAAACAAGAUUAUUGAGGAAAUUGAUUUAGACCAGUUAACUUCAUGCUUUUCAACGAAAAAGAAAGAAGAUCCAGGAAAAGAUGCAAAAACUUCAGACAAGAAAAAAGAAGUUAAAUCUAUGCUCGAUCCAAAACGAAGCUAUGCUGUUUCAUUACAAUUAGGUUCGUUAAGAGGUACAAGCUAUGAACAAUUGAAGAAAGCCAUCAUUACUAUGGAUGAAAAGAUUGUAACAGCAGACAAUAUUGGAACGAUCAAACAAAUUGCACCCGAACAAGAAGAAAUUGAUACUGUUAAUACCUAUGAUGGUCCAUUGGACGAGCUUGCAGAACCUGAUAAAUUUUUCAAGGUCAUGGACGGUAUUCCAAACUUGAAAGGAAGGUUGGAUGCUUGGGAGUUCAAAUUUAAAUUCCCUGACAUUAGCGGUAAAAUUAGACCUGAUAUUCAAAACUUGACUCUAGCAUGUAAGGAAAUGCAAAAUUCAAAAGGAUUUAUCAGAUUGUUGAGUAUUAUUUUAGCUAUUGGUAACUUUUUGAACGGUAAACAAAAGAACAAGAUUAGUUACGGUUUCAAACUGAAAUCGUUAGCAAAAUUGAACGAUACAAAGACUGGUGAUGGUAAAAGCUCACUUUUGCAAUACAUUGUAAAAUUCGUCCAAGAGAAGGAACCUGAGGUUGCUAAAUUUGAUGCAGAACUUGAACACGUGCAAGCGGCAACUAGAGUUAACAUUUCAACAUUAGAAGAAGAUUUAGAAGAAUUGAGAAAAGGUCAAAACGUUCUUCACACACAAAUUCAAAAGGCCCAAGAAGACUCUCUCGAAAAUGAUGGUUUUGUCGAGAAAAUGCAACCAUUUGCUGAAAAAGUAGAAAACACAAUCAUCAAAAUCAAGGAAGAUAUGGAUGUCAUGAAAUCUCACCUUGAAGAGGUCGCAGAGUUAUACAAUGAAAGCAAAGACGACUUGCUAAAAGAACCUGACAAGUUCUUCCAAAUGAUUGAUGCCUUUGUUCAACAAUUCAAACAAGCAGCUGAAAAGAACAUUCAACAACAAAAGGCAGACGAAAAGAAGAAGAAAGCUGAAGAAGAGAAAUUGAAAAAGGAAAAGUUAAAAGAAGAGCUCAAAAAAGGUGGUACAACAUCCACUCGAUUAGGAGCAUUGGGAACUUCGACGGCUGGCAGUAGCACAUCCACAGCCACGGGCUCAAAACCAAGUGGUAUUGGAAUGUUUGGUCAAUCUGUAGCACUAAAAGCCAGAAAGAGAGGAGAUGAUUUAACAGGUGGAAAUGUUGACUCUGGGUCUCUCAACGCUGCUUUUAUCAAAAAGUAA
Naegleria lovaniensis is the source of this 3963-nucleotide messenger RNA. RefSeq lists its product as uncharacterized. Gene Ontology annotation, molecular function: small GTPase binding; actin binding. Gene Ontology annotation, biological process: actin cytoskeleton organization. The record is from RefSeq and is a predicted model, not a curated record. NCBI's taxonomy places the organism in Eukaryota, Heterolobosea, Eutetramitea, Acrasida, Naegleriidae. The transcript has 2 exons. The coding region runs from base 1 to 3963 and encodes 1320 amino acids.